Messenger RNA from Macadamia integrifolia, 624 nucleotides. RefSeq lists its product as uncharacterized. The record is from RefSeq and is a predicted model, not a curated record. Gene Ontology annotation, molecular function: RNA-DNA hybrid ribonuclease activity; nucleic acid binding. Lineage: Eukaryota; Viridiplantae; Streptophyta; Magnoliopsida; Proteales; Proteaceae. The transcript has a single exon. The coding region runs from base 1 to 624 and encodes 207 amino acids.
AUGGAUGAUGUGAUAAACAGGUGUAAAACUACUUGGUUUACUGCUGCUUGUAAUGGUAGAAAUCAGACUUUGGCAAAUAAUUGGGGGCUGAAUGUUACAUGGAAAAGCAAGAUCCCAAUAUCUUGCUCUUGGGUAUUACCUCCAGGUCAAAUGUAUGCUUUAUAUUGUGAUGGCUCUCUCACUCAGGAUAGGGCUGACUAUGGUGGUAUUAUUAGGGAGAAAAGUGGACAACUGAUUCUAGCUUAUGCUGGAAAGGGGAUGACGAAAUCAGUUUUAUGUAUGGAUCUUAUAGCAACCUCAAAGGGGGUAAGAUUAUGCAAGGAUCUCGAUAUUCUGCAUAUAUCUAUCAGAUCAGACUCAAAAUUAACUGUGGAUAUCAUAAAUGGAAUUGUAGAAGGGCCUUGGGAAAUUCAAACUCUUAAAAGUAAAAUUCUACAUUUGCUUAUGGAGUUUGAAAGGAAAGAGAUUAUACAUGUAUGGAGGGAGGUUAACAGUCCAGCUGAUUUUGUGGCCACAUAUGAUACAGGAGAGGAUGGCAUCACACUUUGGCUAGAGGACUUCCCCCAAGAUUUACAAAGUCUUGUGGAUAUGGAUGCUAGGCAUACUGUCUAUUUUAGGAAGUAA